Sinocyclocheilus anshuiensis is the source of this 1256-nucleotide messenger RNA. RefSeq names its product parietopsin (gene parietopsin). The transcript has 4 exons. Bases 202 to 1254 code for a protein of 350 amino acids. The record is from RefSeq and is a predicted model, not a curated record. NCBI's taxonomy places the organism in Eukaryota, Metazoa, Chordata, Actinopteri, Cypriniformes, Cyprinidae. Gene Ontology annotation, cellular component: membrane. Gene Ontology annotation, molecular function: G protein-coupled receptor activity. Gene Ontology annotation, biological process: G protein-coupled receptor signaling pathway; visual perception.
GAUUGCUUGAUUUUUUUUCAACAUUUAUUAUCCAUAUAUAAUUAUCUUUGAACUAAAUCCCAGCAGACUGCUUUGAUAAAUAAGAUGAUUAAUUAGCCAGCAAAGAGUAAUUUGACAAAUGGCCUUUAACAAUUGAGCCGAUGCUUCAGAUUACUGUCAAAAAUCAGGUUUUAGCUGUAGCCUUCAUUUAAUCCUGAUAACAUGAUAACAAAACGCUCUGUUGUCCAGACUUCAUCUUCAGCCAUGGAGAGCAUCACCACAACAGAUACAGCCAUGACAGUGCAACCUACUAUAUUUCCACGUGUGGGCUACAGCAUACUUUCAUACCUCAUGUUUAUAAACACAGUACUUUCUGUGUUUAACAACUUGUUGGUGAUUGCUGUGAUGCUUAAGAACGUGCAUUUUCUCAACGCGAUGAACGUCAUCAUUCUCAGUCUGGCCGUGUCGGAUCUUAUGAUUGCCACCUGCGGCUCUGCCAUCGUCACCAUCACAAAUUACCAAGGAUCUUUCUUUUUAGGGGAUGCAUUCUGUUUUUUUCAAGAUUUUGCUGUGAACUAUUUUGGCCUGGUGUCUUUGUGCAUUCUCACUUUGCUGGCAUACGAGCGGUACAACGUGGUCUGCAAACCCAUGGCAGGCUUCAAGCUGAACGUCCGCAGGAGCUGCCAGGGCCUGCUGUUCGUCUGGCUCUAUUGCUUCUUCUGGGCGGUCGCUCCUCUGCUGGGCUGGAGCUCGUACGGGCCGGAGGGCGUCCAGACGUCCUGCUCGUUAGGCUGGGAGGAGAGAUCCUGGAGCAACUACAGCUACCUCAUCUUCUACACGCUCCUGUGCUUCAUACUGCCCACCGCUGUCAUUGUGUAUUGCUACAGCAACGUGCUCGUGUCCUUGAGGAAGAUCAACAAAAGCAUUGAACUCCAAGGGGGGAAGAACUGUCUUGAGGAAAACGAGCAUGCGGUACGGAUGGUCCUGGCCAUGAUCACCGCCUUCUUCAUCUGCUGGCUGCCCUACACCGCCAUCUCUGUGGUUGUAGUUGUGGAUCCAGAGAUCUACAUCCCGCCUCUGGUGGCCACCAUGCCGAUGUACUUUGCCAAGACCAGCCCCGUCUACAAUCCCAUCAUCUACUUCCUUACUAACAAACGGUUUCGAGAGUCGUCUCUGGAAAUCCUGUCCUGUGGGCGAUACAUCCCUCGUCACACUGGUGGUGGUCUAAUGAUGUGCUCAGCACAGAAGAGCCAAAGCAAGAUUAAUCCGGUCUGAUC